Sceloporus undulatus (fence lizard) is the source of this 1131-nucleotide messenger RNA. RefSeq names its product G protein-coupled receptor 87 (gene GPR87). Gene Ontology annotation, molecular function: G protein-coupled purinergic nucleotide receptor activity. The coding region runs from base 58 to 1131 and encodes 357 amino acids. Gene Ontology annotation, cellular component: membrane. Gene Ontology annotation, biological process: G protein-coupled receptor signaling pathway; negative regulation of adenylate cyclase activity. The transcript has 2 exons. The record is from RefSeq and is a predicted model, not a curated record. Lineage: Eukaryota; Metazoa; Chordata; Lepidosauria; Squamata; Phrynosomatidae.
UCAGUUGCCACCAUCGUGCCUCCUGAAAAACAUUUGACCUGCAAAUCAGCAAUUAUAAUGGGGUCUAACCGGUCAGAUGUGAAGCUUUCAGAUAAUCAUCAUCUGAGUCAAGACAUCGCUACUUUAACCAAUUAUUCACAAGAACUACCUGGGAAUUCUACCAGUAAUGAAUUUACAACCAUUGUAUUGCCUGUGCUUUACCUCAUCCUAUUCCUGGCAAGCAUCCUACUGAACAGUUUGGCAGUGUGGAUUUUCUUCCACAUCAGAAAUAAGACAAGCUUUAUCUUUUAUCUCAAAAAUAUUGUAGUUGCCGACUUGCUGAUGACACUGACAUUUCCAUUUAAAAUUAUUCAAGACUCAAGACUGGGACCGUGGCACUUCAAUCUUUUUCUUUGUCAAUAUACAACUGUAUUGUUUUAUGCCAAUAUGUACACUACAAUCAUGUUUCUUGGACUUAUUAGUAUCGACCGAUAUCUAAAAGUGGUGAAACCAUUUGGAGACUCCAGGAUGUACAGCAUGACUUUCACCAAGAUCCUGUCUGCAUGUGUUUGGAUUGCGAUGACAUUUCUAGCCUUGCCAAAUGUAAUCCUUACAAAUGGUUACCCAAGUAGGAAAAAUGUUAGUGACUGCUUAAAACUGAAGAGUCCUUUGGGAGUCAAGUGGCACAAAGCAGUCAUUUACAUCAAUAACAGCAUGUUUUUCAUUAUCCUGAUCGUAUUAAUAGGAUGCUACAUUGAAAUAUCAAAGUAUAUCUAUAAAUCAAGUAAACAAUUUAUUAGCUGUUCAAGUCGCAAACGGAAGCACAACCAAAGCAUAAGAGUAGUGGUAGCUGUAUUUUUCACUUGUUUUUUACCAUAUCAUUUGUGCAGAAUACCUUUCAUUUUUGGACAUCUGGAUAAAUUGUUAGAUGAUUCAGCACACAAAAUCCUUUAUUACUGCAAAGAAGUGACACUUUUCUUGUCUGCAUGCAAUGUGUGCCUAGAUCCAAUCAUCUAUUUUUUCAUGUGCAAAUCAUUUUCUCGACGGCUUUUUAGGAAAUCAAACAUGCGAACAAGGAGCGAAAGCAUUAGGUCACUUCAGAGUGUCAGACGUUCAGAGGUGCGCAUAUAUCAUGAAUACACUGAUCUGUGA